GGCAUGACAAGCAAUUAAUCACCAUCACUUACACAGUAUAAAUGGUGCACUGUAAAUGCAGAAGGAUUUACACCUGCUAGAACUACACUACAAAAAUGAAGUUCAUUUUGGCUCUUGGUGUUGUGCUCACAGUCUCAGUAGCACUUUCCAAUGCUCAGUGUGAACAAGGGAAACCAACGUUUGAUUUAAAGUCAAGAACUGCAGUCUGUAAAUAUAAUGGAAAAGCGCAUAAAGUAGGCGAAGAAUGGACUGAAAAUUGUAUGAUGUGCUCUUGUUCCAAAGACGGCUUCCAAUGUUGCUCUAAAGCGUACAGGCCAGUAUUUGAUGAAGAGGAAUGUGAAUCUGUAUUUGAUGAGAAUGCAUGCAGCUAUAUAGUAACGAAAAAGAAUAACCCAGAUGAAACCUGUGAGAUCAAGGCAAUGGUCGGUUAACACAGAACACAGACAUUCUUCAGAUCAGCAGCAAAUAAAUAAUAUAAUAAAAUAAGAUUUGCUAUUUACUGUCUUAAAUUCGCUAGCAUUGCAAAAUUUAUUUCAGAAAUAUAAUUGUCCUAUAAAGAAUUAAUCACUGUUUUAGUCUCUAUAAUAUUGUUCAUUGUAGUACUAAAACGCUACAAAGAAUGUAUUUAAUAUAUGACAAAAAUAAAUAGUAUAAACUACAAAUUAUAUAUUAA
This is a messenger RNA of Pseudophryne corroboree (corroboree frog), 673 nucleotides long. RefSeq names its product beta-microseminoprotein-like. The record is from RefSeq and is a predicted model, not a curated record. The transcript is spliced from 4 exons. Lineage: Eukaryota; Metazoa; Chordata; Amphibia; Anura; Myobatrachidae. The coding region runs from base 96 to 431 and encodes 111 amino acids.